Molecule: messenger RNA, 3469 nt
Organism: Dermacentor andersoni
Lineage: Eukaryota; Metazoa; Arthropoda; Arachnida; Ixodida; Ixodidae
Gene: RabGGTb
Product: geranylgeranyl transferase type-2 subunit beta
Biological process (GO): protein geranylgeranylation
Cellular component (GO): Rab-protein geranylgeranyltransferase complex
Molecular function (GO): Rab geranylgeranyltransferase activity
Source: RefSeq, a predicted model, not a curated record
GCAGUCGCUUUCUGACUUCAGGCAGUCGUCCAGUCGUGCCGGACGGUCAUCUGUGGUGACGCACGUUUUUUAACGCAGAUAAAAGAAAUAUACUGAAACACACUGGUGUUCCCAAAUGGCUAUGCUGGUGAAGGAUGUACAUCUACCCACAUCACCAGCACAAGAACUUAAUUUGCCAAAGCACAAGGAGUACUUGGCAAGCUAUGGGACUAAAAAAGAUGAUUAUGAGUACUGCAUCACAGAGCAUCUGCGAAUGAGCGGUAUCUACUGGGGCCUGACAGCCAUGGACCUAAUGGGUGCCCUGGACUCCUUUGAUAGGGCAGAGAUAAUUGAGUUUGUGAAACAGUGCCAGUAUUCCUGUGGGGGCUUUGGGGCCAGCAUUCAUCAUGACCCUCAUCUCCUGUACACAUUGAGUGCUGUUCAGAUAUUAUCGACGUUUGAUGCCCUAGAUACAAUUGACAUUGAAAAAACCGUAAGCUAUGUCAAGGAACUUCAGCAGGAAGAUGGCAGUUUUUAUGGUGACAAAUGGGGUGAAGUUGACACUAGGUUUUCUUUCUGUGCUGUAGCAUGUCUAGCACUUCUGAACAAGCUACAUUCUAUCAACAUAGAAAAGGCAGUUGAAUUUGUGGUGUCCUGCAUGAACUUCGACGGUGGUUUUGGCUGCAGGCCAGGCUCAGAAACACAUUCAGGCCAGAUAUAUUGCUGCCUUGGAACCCUGUCCAUACUUGGUCGGCUUCACCAUAUUAAUGCAGACCUUCUUGGUUGGUGGUUAUGUGAAAGGCAACUUCCAUCUGGAGGUCUCAAUGGUCGGCCUGAGAAGCUCCCAGAUGUGUGCUACUCAUGGUGGGUGCUUGCCUCGCUGAAGAUCAUCGGCAGGCUGCACUGGAUAGACAAGGAGAAGCUUCAGAACUUCAUACUUGCAUCUCAGGAUGAAGAAACUGGUGGCUUUGGAGACCGACCGGGAGACAUGGUGGACCCAUUCCAUACAUUGUUCGGCUUGGCGGGUCUGUCGUUGCUAGGAGAUGAGAGACUCAAGCCUGUGAACCCAGUCUUCUGCAUGUCCGAAGAGGUUGUAGCGAGGCUGGGUGUGAGACACCAAUUAUUAUCCUUGUGAUAUGGCUGCAGUUGCUCGAGUUACCAAGUCAUUUUUAGAUUUCGUUGUAGUAAGUCAUUCAUAUUCACCUUGCUGUUACAAGCAGCUGUUUAUUGUUAGGGCCUAAUGGGAAGAAUGCAUUACCUAAUGCAUUACCUAUUGGGCGAAGAAAGUUAAUAUGGUUGUUGUACUGAUGGACGAAGUUUUCUCUUCUGGCAGAAAUCGCAGACUGCUGCCCGUUGCUGUAUUAGGGCAAUUUAGAUUUGAUUUAUUGUCCCUAUCAUUUUUAUUAUGUUAGUAGAAAGUUACCUGUCAUUUGCUAAGAAAUGGUAUCUUAUUAUGUGCAUGCUGUCUUGCAAUUGUUCUUUGCUCCAACUGUUAGAACAUUACUUGUUCACAGAAUUAGAAUGUGGUACAAUGUUUAUUGAACCAAGGUGAAAGCAUUGCAAGCUUUCGCACGAUUUAACAGAGAAGCUUUCUUUUGGUGCUUGCAUCAGAAGUACACCUUCUAUAACUACAGCAUUGCAUCUUUCAGUGACAAAAUAUUUGAUAUACUGAAAGCAUUUGUAAUGUCUUGCCAUGUUGGCAAGUAAUAUAUUGUGUCUGAAGGUAAUUAAAUACUACAAGAAUUAAAUUGGAAUAUGGAAAUGCUCUCAAAUUUGAACUGUGUACUCUUUUUGUGCUUCUAUAGCUGGAAUCAGUCCGAGCACAAUAAGAAAAAAAAAGAAAAAUUUGGAGGACAAUUAAGCUUCGCCUUUAAGAGUGGAGCAUGAUAGCAUUAAAAGAUCCUCGACUGCUCAAGCUUCCCGGCAACUGCAGCUUAUGUAACCGUAAUGUUUUCCUGGAAUUGCUGGCGGUGAACGCUAUGCACAAAGGCACGCUUUUUGGUUCUUUUUUUUGUUUCCCAUGGCGGGUGUCGUGUAUGCUCAGAGGCUAGAACAAUCUGGAUGGUGUUGCAAGAAACUGAGCGGGGUGCGCCACUCCUACUAAGACAGACGUCAAAUGGCAGCUGGAAAAGGGGUUUGUGUUUGAGUUUCCACGUAACAGAAUGAUAUUUUCUCGUAUGUUCAAAUUACAGUCCGAUGCUAUCAUAUCAUUCUACUUAAAUUGUGGAUGACGCAGCGAGCUAACGAACGAGCUAUGGAAAGAAGAAUGAUGGGUGUAACAUUAAGGGAUAGGAAAAGAGCAGAUUGGGGUGAGGGGAACAAACGUGAGUUAAUGACAUCUUAGUCGAAAUCGAGAAAAAGAAAUGGGUAUGGGCAGGACAUGUAAUGAGAAGAGAAGAUAGCCGAUGGUCAUUAAGGGUUACGGACUGGAUUCCAAGGAAAGGGAAGCGUCGCAGAGGGCGGCAGAAAGUUAGGUGGGCGGAUGAGAUUAAGAAGUUUGCAGGGACAACAUGGCCGCAAUUAGUACAUGACCGAGGUAGUUGGAGAAGUGUGGGAGAGGCCUUUGCCCUGCAGUGGGCGUAACCAGGCUGAUGGUGCUAUCAUGUCUGGAGGUUGUGUGUAAGUUGUGCUUUACGAAUUUUCUGACGCAUUUUACUUUGAGAAGUUUAAUUAGUUCAGUAAUGCCUAUGCGCCACCUGGAGGGCCUGCGGAGUUCAGGAGCAUUUUCUCAUACGGACAUUCUCACCGCCGACACAGAUGCUGGAUUUUUUGUGACACGGGGCCCUUAAUGCUAUCGUGUUAAAAAGAAAGAAGAUUUUUUGUUGGUGUCAUUAGACUUGGGUAAAGCUUUGCAGGGACGAAGCCCCUAGCAAUGUUUGUGCUGUCUUAGAUUUUGGUACUCCUGACAAGCUCUUGCAAAUUUUCCAAAUGUUUUCCAUUGAAUUCAAUAUCUUCUUUUUCAGUGGUCAGAAAAUUAAACCUCUAUGUACAUAGCCUCUAUUGAGCCACUACAUUGUCACUCGUCAGCGGUAGCAAGAGUCCUCAGUUCAUGCCUAUGUAACAGCUGUUCAAUGAUAAUUAUCCAGCAACUUUGCAAUUAAAGGGACACUGAAGAUGAUUUUAUACUUUAAUUGCUUUAAAAAAAUGUGAAUCCAGGUUCCCUGCACGUUGUUUAGCUGGUUUUACGCUCGUUUAGGCACAUCUUUCUCAGAAAACGCUGCUUUAAAUAUAGCUCGUCUGUAUUUCCCAUGCUCCCGAUAAUGUCUCUUCUAAUCCUGCAAAUCGAAGGUUUGGAUCCCAGCAGGACAGUGCAUUAUUUAACUACCAUAUUUACUCUGUUCUAAUGUGGCCUCAAUUGUAAUGUGCAUCGGCUUUUCAUGUCUAAAAAUGAUGAAUGCUCUUGAUUGUUUCCUCACCACUUUUUCAUGGUAAGAGAUCUGUAAUGGUGGUUUGGCCUGAUUUGGAAAAAGGAAUUUUAUUGCAUCCCAUC